CUUUUCUAUGUAUUUGUGUGUGUGAAUGUAACAAUUAUAAAUGGAGGAUGUUUUAAAUGCAAUGCUUUAGCUCCAUCUAGCGGGUUUGUUCCUUGCACAGCUAUUAUAGAGCACAAAACCGUGAACUGUUUACGUCUUCAUAUGUAGACGCAUGUUCUAAAGCGAAUUCAGUUUUUGAUAGACCCUGCUGAAGUGAACCAUAUAUUAUCUAUAUCGCUGGCAUUUAGCAAUUCUAAUUAUCAUAAAAUGCUUCUUUAAGCCAAACUUGAUGGUCUCUGUUAAUGUGGUCUGUCUUAAAACGUGCCUAUUGUUGACUGAGGGUAGACAUGGAUGGAUAAUACAAGAAAAUUUCAUUUCUCUCUUGUAAUAUACCUUUUAGAUUGUGUCUCUUUUUUUUGUACAGCAUUAGGUUGAUUCAUGAGCAUCAGUGUUUUAGGUUAAACCGUUAUCUAUUUGAUAAUAAUAUUGAUUUAUUAUAACUCAUUUAGUUGCUAUUUAUUCCAGUGUUAGUCUAAGUGUUAAUGGUCUCUCUGCGAAUGAUAACUCUGUGGCAUUUCAUCUCUCGGCGUUCUGGGUUCAUCACUUGGGCCUGUGAAUUUUCUAGUCUGUCCCUGUGCUGCUGAACCAUGAGUAAUUCGAUCAAGUUCACUUCGAUUUAAGUCUGAAUGCAUUUUCUGGGCCAGUGCAUUGAGACCCACUGCCUUGUCCUUGGCUCGGCUAAAGAAAUGGUUGGAUUUCAUUGGUGGCCAUAAUUAACUAUGUUCCGUCUGCAAAAUCACCAAGGGAGUAUCUUCCAUUAGUUGUCUAAAUCUAAUCCGGGACCAAAGGCUCUUUAAGUGUAGAGAAAUGUGCUGAUCUUUACUGCGUUAAUACAUGCAAGACAGGCAGAGUUUUGACCACAUAUGCUGCGGUCAUUAGGAGUCAGAUCAUGAAAUUGUAGCACUAUAAUAAAGCCACAGACUGACUGCGGUGCUUACAGCAGCUUUUGCUGGGGUAAAAAAAGGUUUAGGACUUAAAAGGCACGCAAUGUGAGACCUAUCUAAUUUUAAAUGCUGAAUAAGUGCCAUAUAAACCAGACAGGGUAAGCCAGGUGCCAAAAGAGAGGAUUAUAUAGAUUAAAUAAUAUUUGUAUAUCUCAAGUCAGAUUUAUUAGUGUAGCGCUUUUCACAUUUCAAAGCAGAUUUACAGAAAUUUAUGAUGUUAAUGUUUAUAAUAUAAUUAUAUAACCUGUACACAUACAUUAAGAUAUCAACUUUAUAUGCAAUAUUACAUUUUUGUCAAUCAGUAUAGUAAUAUCUCUCUGUUUAUCUGGCUGAAAGCAUUCAAAACUGGCAAAUAUCAAUGUUUAAGAUUACAUUUCGUGCAGGUUCCACUUGAUGGAUGGCCCUAAUGAGAAGAUUGCGAUGUCCCUCAUCAUUUUAAACUUUAUGCACCUCAGAUAUGCAGCUGGCCACUAAGAGGGUCACAGGAGAGCCCAUGGGUUAUCCCGGCAUGACAAAUGCCCCCUAAAAUAGUAAGGCCAUAAUCCUACUGAUAUAUGAAGAUCACUGUAAACUUUCCAACCAUGCUUAGUUUUAUGUAAAUUGCACUACCCAUGGUGCACUUGUUGCCAAACAGUAAAAUAUGACCCUCAUGACGUACCUCUGGCGUUCUGAAUUUCGGAUGAUAUGUUCUUGCCGUGGAACAGUUUGUAGAGAGGUUUCUAUGCAACAGAGGUUAAGUCUGCUUGGUCAUAACCCCUGAUCUGAUUGAAGGCCAGUUUGUUUCUUUCUAGACCGGUUCUCUUUGCAAAAACACAAGCCGAACAUGGAAGAUACACGGGAAGAAGCGUCUGGAUCUGAGGCCCCUGCACAGGUCAUCCAGCCACGGACUUUUUCCAAGUCAUCUUUGAUUAGAAAGCUAAGACAGCACUUAAACAGUUCACGAUCGAGGCCCACCAUGGCGGCACCGAGCUCCGGCGGACUCGAGGUCCUCCUCGGCACGUUGCAGAACGCUGGAGACAUCGAGAACAUGCUAAACAUCCUCAACGUCCUGGAUGAACUGAUGUCAGCAGGCACAGACAGACGGAUUCAUCACAUGAUCUCCAAAGGAGGCAGCGAGGCCCUGCUGACGGCUCUGGUGAACUCAGCCCGCAGCUUCACGCCAAACUACACCAUCCUACUGCCCCUGCUGCACCUGCUGGCCAAGGUGGGCCACCGAGAUCGUCAGAUCGGUCUGAAAGCACAGAAGGCAGAUGCAGUUCUGGUGGUUCUGGGUUUGCUGCGGCAGAAUACAGAGAGUGCUCGGAGAGCCGCGGCCUGCCUUUGGGUUCUGAGAGUCUUCUGCUCCUCUGCGACGGCGGCCGAACUGCUGGGGAAGAACCGAGGGCUGGAUGUGGUCUUCAAGCUUAUAUCUCCAUACAGUACCAAGCACCUACGCACCAUCAAGGCGGCCAUCGACGCUUUCGCUGCAAUGUUGCGCUCAAAGGUCAACUGUCGGACUGCUGUUGUAAAAGGCUACAUUGCGGAUCUUCUGAAGCUGUACGAAGACUGGCACAGCAAUGACGUCAACCUUAAGAACAUUCCUAUCCGUAGAGCCCUACUUCAUUGUCUGCAACGUGCCGCCAAUUCAGCUGUGUGCAGAGACGCCCUGGUCGCUGAAGGUGGUAUUAGACUUCUCUUCCAGACCACUCAGACCUGCUUGACCAUGAAAGGCCUCGAAUCUCUGGUGGAGCCAGCGAUCCAGCUGAUGAGGAAGUGCAGUCCCAAAGUCCCUCUUCCACUGACCUCAGAUAAGAGCGCCUUCAGCUUUCCUCUUCCUGGGAGGUCUGUCGAUGACUGGGAUGCUGAUUUAGGACUUUACGAUGGCAGUUUAGAAGAUGACAGUGAUGAAGACGCGGAGAACGAGGAGCCAGACAACAGGGACUACGAAGAUGACCUGGAAACGGAUGUGAACAAGCUCCGUCCCCGACCAGAACCCGACCGGCCCCUAGAGCAGCUGGGCCAAUAUGUGCGUCUUUGCCCCGAGCUGCACCAUGACUUCCAGGAUUUGGACUCCAGCUCUGAGGUCGAUGAAAGCUCGGAUGAUGACGGCACUCUGGAGGGAGACUUGAACGACGAGACACCAAGUGACCAGAGAGGCUCGGAGCUGCCCUCCGACCGAGAUGAAAACCACGUCCAGACGAGCGACUUCCAUAAGCAUUACCUCAACUGCUCUAGGAAAGGCCAAGGCCACUCUAGCAUGGUGGACAGGCUUCUGGAGAAGUACGGGAUCUGCAUUCCCAACCAUGAUCCACGUCUCUAUGCCGCCACUGCAGCCAAUACGAAGUCUAUAGCUGGAUACUCCAUCCUAGCCUUCCCUGACUUCUGGGGACACCUGCCUCCACAAGAGCAAGAGCCCAUGGCUAAAAGACCGCCACAUGUUCAGAGAAAGAAAGUUUUCCAAGACGUCCAGCGUCUCAUAUGUCCAGAGGACAUCAUCAACAAGGUUGUUUUUGACAUGGACGAUCCCAGUCCACAGUGUUCCCCCGAUAUGUGUCCCAGUUCCCUUCGAUUUUUCUCCAAAUUUGAAAGCGGGAACUUACGAAAAGCCAUUCAGGUCCGCAGUCAUGAAUAUGAUUUGAUUCUCAAUGCUGAUGUCAACUCCUCUGCACACUGUCAAUGGUUCUAUUUCGAAGUCAGUGGCAUGGUGGCCGGCAAGCCUUAUCGCUUCAACAUCAUCAAUUGUGAGAAAGGGAACAGCCAGUAUAACUAUGGCAUGCAGCCUGUGCUGUAUUCUGUGAGGGAGGCGCUGGAGGGCAAACCACACUGGGUGCGAACGGGCUCUGAAAUCUGCUAUUACAGAAAUCAUUUCUGUGCUAGAAGAGGUCAAAAACAUUCUUUCUACACGCUGACCUUCACGGUGACCUUCCGUCAUGAAGAUGACGUUUGCUACUUGGCCUACCACUACCCUUAUACCUACACCACCCUUCAGACUCAUUUGAAAAUGUUGGAGAAGUCUGUAGACCCACAGAAAGUUUUCUUCAGGCAACAAAACCUCUGCGACACACUGGCGGGAAACUCCUGCUCCUUAGUCACGAUCACAGCCUGCCCCACUUCCAGAGCCUGGAAACAUCUGCACCAGCUGCGCAACCGGCCAUGCGUGGUGCUGACAGCGAGGGUUCAUCCAGGUGAGAGCAAUGCCAGCUGGGUACUGAAGGGCACGCUGGAGUUCCUGUGCAGCAGUGAUCCUGUAGCUGAGAGCUUGAGAGAGGCCUACAUCUUCAAAAUCAUCCCCAUGCUUAACCCUGACGGGGUCAUUAAUGGCAAUAAUCGCUGUUCUCUUACUGCUGAGGACCUCAACAGACAGUGGCUGAAGCCGGACCCUAAUUUAAGCCCCACAAUUUACCACACCAAAGGCUUCCUCUAUUACCUCAACAGCAUAGGCAGGACUCCGCUGGUGUUUUGCGAUUACCACGGUCACUCCAGGAAGAAGAAUGUGUUUCUGUAUGGCUGCAGUAUGAAGGAAACCCUGUGGCAAUCUGGAUCUCCCAUUAACACGGCCUCCCUGAAAGAAGACCCGGGAUAUAGGACUGUCGCUAAAACUCUGGACCGAAUAGCUCCUGCAUUCUCCUUCAACAACUGCAACUAUCUGGUAGAAAAGUCUCGGGCGUCCACAGCACGGGUGGUCGUUUGGAGGGAGAUCGGAGUCCUCCGAAGCUACACCAUGGAAAGUACUUACAAUGGCUGCAAUCAAGGCAUUUACAAGGGGUUGCAGACGGGGACGCGGGAGCUGGAGGAGAUGGGAAUGAAGUUCAGCCAGAGUCUUCUCACCCUCAGGAGGAACGCCAUUCAUUAUAACAGCCGUCUGAUCCACCACGCGUCUGCCCUGUUGGACCUGGACGACAGGCUUCUCGACCACAAAUCCAAUAAUUGCUUUGAGGACGACGAGCCGCCCUGCAUGGAAGAGAUCGAAUACUCAUCCUCCAGCGAUCCGCUAGGUCCCAACGAACUGGACACGGAGGUGAACGGUAACACUUCCAGUGACGAAGAGGAUGAAGAAGAUGCAGGUAUCCGUAGGAACGGGAGGCGGCGUAGCGACAGGAAGUCCCACGCCGUUCCUCACUGCUUGAAACAGGAUGCCCUGGAGACUCUAACAAUCAAGGCCGGACCGUGUAACGGCAUCAACAUCAGUAACGGCUGCUUAUAUUAGGCCUCUUUCGUUUGUCUUUUCUGUUAUUUAUAUUUUAUAUUAGCUCAUCCUAAUGGUGAUACUGAAAUAUUUAGCAUUUAGUCCAUGAAACAAAACAAGACACGCACACCUGCUGAACAUUUACUAGCCCCACCUGAUAUAAACGAUAGAAAUAUCAUCUGUUUCCUGCAUAAAAAUGCACUUGAAGAGUAAUUGAUUGUUGCAUAACCGUAAUAGUGUGAUGAGCUCAUGCUUUGAUCUGUGCUGUGAGGCAUUGUGGGUUUUGUUUAUGAAUCAUACUGCUAUGUAACCGGUCUGCCAGUGAAACUCAUAAGCACACACUUGAUAUCGUGCAUAUGAAGUUUACCUUUAAUAAUAUAUUUAUCAUCUUAGAUUGUGAAAAUCAGUAA
Puntigrus tetrazona (Sumatra barb) is the source of this 5558-nucleotide messenger RNA. RefSeq names its product cytosolic carboxypeptidase 4. The coding region runs from base 1807 to 5169 and encodes 1120 amino acids. Gene Ontology annotation, molecular function: metallocarboxypeptidase activity; zinc ion binding. Gene Ontology annotation, biological process: protein side chain deglutamylation; C-terminal protein deglutamylation; proteolysis. The record is from RefSeq and is a predicted model, not a curated record. Lineage: Eukaryota; Metazoa; Chordata; Actinopteri; Cypriniformes; Cyprinidae. The transcript is spliced from 24 exons.